AUGGAGGAAACAGAUGAGGAAGAAUUAGUAGAGGAUUUGAAUAUAGAAUUUUUCGCUCUGAAAUAUUUUACUAUGAGUAAACUCAAACAGUAUAAAAAAGACAUUGAGAAAAUGAAAAAAGACUCACAAGAGAAGGAUAAAAAAGCGGAGAAAGAAGUAGAAAGACUUCAAGAAAGAAUAAGGGAGUUAGAGGAAAAGGAAAAAGUACAGAAAUCUGCUAUAGAAGAGAGUAGCAGUGAGGCAGACGAAUCACCCUCACCGCAUCGGAGAAAAAUUCACAGAAAAAAAAGGGUGGAAGAUUGUUCAGUGUCGAAAACAAUGGCCACGACUCAAAAAAGUAUUGAGACUGACCUGGCAACUCCACAGUUGACGCGACUCCCAUCAACACCAAAAGCAUUGUUCAAGGUGCCUCAGUGUGUGGAGGACCUUUCUCCGGAAUGCUCAGAGAAACUAAGAGAUGUCAUAGUAUAA
This is a messenger RNA of Lottia gigantea (owl limpet), 471 nucleotides long. RefSeq lists its product as hypothetical. NCBI's taxonomy places the organism in Eukaryota, Metazoa, Mollusca, Gastropoda, Lottiidae. The record is from RefSeq and is a predicted model, not a curated record. Bases 1 to 471 code for a protein of 156 amino acids. The transcript has a single exon.